This is a messenger RNA of Onychostruthus taczanowskii (white-rumped snowfinch), 6431 nucleotides long. It is a transcript of the gene NRCAM, whose product is annotated as neuronal cell adhesion molecule. The transcript has 28 exons. The record is from RefSeq and is a predicted model, not a curated record. NCBI's taxonomy places the organism in Eukaryota, Metazoa, Chordata, Aves, Passeriformes, Passeridae. Gene Ontology annotation, biological process: brain development; cell-cell adhesion. Bases 397 to 3933 code for a protein of 1178 amino acids. Gene Ontology annotation, molecular function: cell-cell adhesion mediator activity.
GGCAGCAGCAGGAGCGGCAGGAGCAAGAGUGCGAGUACCCAUACCCCCCGGACCCUCUUCUCCCCGGGCAGAGAGGGGCCGCACCUUCCCGCAAGGCAGUAACAUAAACACCUGUCAUACAAGAGUUAAGAACAGGAGGAAAAGCAAAGAGAGAGACCAACUUCCUUAGAAGUUAUUUGUUCAAAGGAUCAAUAUUUCAAGAUGUGUGAAGCAGAAGGGUCUGACUGACAAGCUGCCUUGACAUACACUGUUAUUCUAACUAUGACUGGAUUGACUGAAAAUUGCCUCAAAGAGUAAGGUUUCUUGUCUAUACCUACAUAACUACUGCCAGCUAUCUAGUCUUACGAAGUUGAACUUCAUUCUUCAAGUGUGAUUUACUCAGUACAGCCCAAAAUCAUGAUGAAAAAGAUGAGCAUACCUACAAGCAAAACUUCCCUGGUCCUCUUUCUGUGCCAAAUUAUUUUUGCACUGGAUGUACCUCUUGACUUGUCACAACCUCCUACGAUAACUCAGCAAUCUCCAAAAGAUUACAUUGUUGACCCUCGAGAGAAUAUUGUAAUACAGUGUGAAGCCAAAGGAAAGCCACCUCCUAGCUUCUCCUGGACACGCAAUGGAACUCAUUUUGAUAUAGAUAAAGAUGCACAGGUAACAAUGAAACCAAAUUCAGGGACUCUUGUCAUAAAUAUUAUGAAUGGUGGGAAAGCAGAAGCAUAUGAGGGAGUUUACCAAUGUACAGCAAGGAAUGAACGAGGAGCAGCCAUUUCCAACAAUAUCGUUAUAAGGCCUUCUAGAUCGCCUUUGUGGACAAAAGAAAAGCUGGAACCAAAUCAUGUUCGCGAAGGUGAUUCACUAGUACUGCACUGCAGACCUCCUGUUGGCUUGCCACCACCUAUUAUAUUUUGGAUGGAUAAUGCUUUCCAAAGGCUGCCUCAAAGUGAAAGAGUUUCCCAAGGUCUAAAUGGAGAUCUUUAUUUUUCUAAUGUACAACCAGAAGACACCCGGGAGGACUAUAUCUGCUACGCAAGAUUUAAUCACACACAAACUAUACAGCAGAAACAACCCAUAUCUGUAAAGGUCUUUUCAAUGGAUUCAUUGAAUGACACUAUAGCUGCUAAUUUGAGUGACACUGAUAUUUAUGGUGCAAAGCCAGUUACAGAAAGGCAGCCAGUUCUUCUAACACCAACAGGUAGCACAAGUACCAAAGUGGAACUCAGAGGAAAUGUGCUUUUGUUGGAAUGCAUCGCAGCAGGAUUACCCACACCAGUAAUCCGCUGGAUCAAGGAGGGUGGGGAGCUGCCAGCCAACAGAACAUUUUUUGAAAACUUUAAGAAAACUCUCAAGAUUAUAGAUGUUUCAGAAGCUGACUCUGGGAACUACAAAUGUAUAGCAAGAAAUACUUUAGGUUCAGUUCAUCAUGUCAUUACAGUAACUGUUAAAGCUGCUCCAUACUGGAUAACAGCACCCAGAAACUUGGUUUUGUCUCCUGGAGAAGAUGGAACAUUGAUCUGCAGAGCUAAUGGCAACCCAAAACCUAGUAUAAGCUGGUUAGCAAAUGGUGUUCCCAUAGCAAUUGCUCCAGAAGAUCCUAGCAGAAAGGUGGACGGUGACACCAUUAUUUUCUCACACGUGCAAGAAAGGUCAAGUGCUGUCUAUCAGUGCAAUGCUUCUAAUGAAUACGGAUACUUGCUAGCAAAUGCGUUUGUGAAUGUUCUGGCUGAGCCACCAAGAAUUCUAACUCCAGCUAAUAAACUGUAUCAAGUCAUUGCAGACAGUCCCGCAUUGCUAGACUGUGCUUAUUUUGGGUCACCUAAGCCUGAAAUUGAAUGGUUUAAGGGAGUGAAAGGUAGCAUCUUGCGUGGAAAUGAGUACGUUUUCCAUGACAACGGAACCUUGGAAAUUCCAGUGGCUCAGAAGAAUAGCGCUGGUACAUACACAUGUGUAGCAAGGAAUGAAUUAGGAAAGACACAAAAUGAGGUGCAGUUGGAAAUUAAAGAUCCAACGAUGAUCAUUAAACAGCCAGAAUACAAAGUGAUUCAGAGAUAUGGCCAAGUUUCUUUUGAGUGUAUAAUAAAACAUGAUUCUACCUUACUACCAACAGUUACGUGGUUGAAGGACAAUGAUGAACUGCCAGAUGAUGAAAGGUUUCUAGUUGGUAAAGACAACUUGACCAUUAUGAAUGUAACUGAUAAAGAUGAUGGAACAUACACUUGCAUAGUUAAUACUACUCUGGACAGCGUUUCAGCAAGUGCUGUGCUUACUGUUGUUGCUCGGCCAAAUCCACCCUUUGACUUGGAAUUGACAGGUCAGCUAGAAAGAAGCAUUGAUCUCUCAUGGAUACCAGGGGAUGAAAACAACAGUCCCAUUACAAGCUUUGUGAUUGAGUACGAAGACGCGCUGCACGAACCAGGAGUGUGGCAUUACCAGGCGGAAGUCCCUGGCACUCAGACAACGGUGCAGCUGAAGUUGUCUCCCUAUGUCAACUACUCCUUCCGUGUGAUUGCUGUCAAUAAGAUUGGCAGAAGCCAGCCCAGUGAGCCAUCUGAGCAGUACCUGACAAAAUCUGCAAGCCCUGAUGAAAAUCCUGCUAAUGUACAGGGGAUAGGCUCAGAACCUGAUAAUUUGGUAAUAACAUGGGAGCCUUUAAAAGGUUUUCAGUCUAAUGGACCAGGGCUUCAGUACAAAGUCAGCUGGCGCCAGAAAGAUGUUGAUGAUGAAUGGACAUCUGUUAUAGUUGCAAAUGUAUCUAAAUAUAUUGUGUCUGGUACACCAACUUUUGUUCCAUAUGAAGUUAAAGUACAAGCUUUAAAUGACUUGGGGUAUGCACCAGAGCCAUCAGAGGUGAUUGGACAUUCAGGGGAAGACUUGCCAAUGGUUGCUCCAGGCAAUGUGCAGGUUCAUGUUAUUAACAGCACAUUAGCAAAGGUGCAUUGGGACCCAGUUCCACUGAAAACUGUCCGAGGACACCUUCAAGGGUACAAAGUUUACUACUGGAAAGUGCAGAGUCUGUCCAGAAGGAGUAGACGACAUGUAGAAAAAAAGAUCUUGACUUUCAGGGGAAACAAGACUUUUGGAAUGUUACCAGGGCUGGAGCCCUAUAGUUCUUACAAGCUGAAUGUUAGAGUUGUUAAUGGUAAAGGAGAAGGACCAGCAAGCCCAGACAAAGCAUUUAAGACCCCUGAAGGAGUUCCUAGUUCACCUUCCUUUCUGAAGAUUACUAACCCAACACUGGACUCUCUGACUCUGGAGUGGGGCUCACCCACGCAUCCAAACGGUGUUUUGACGUCAUAUACACUGAAGUUUCAGCCAAUCAACAACACACAUGAAUUGGGUCCCUUGGUAGAGAUAAGAAUUCCUGCCAACGAGAGCAGCUUGAUAUUAAAAAAUUUAAAUUACAGCACCCGGUACAAGUUUUACUUUAACGCACAAACUUCAGUUGGAUCAGGAAGUCAGAUAACUGAGGAAGCAGUAACAAUUAUGGAUGAAGCAAUGGCAAGCCGGCAGGUAGACAUCGCUACUCAAGGAUGGUUCAUUGGUCUUAUGUGUGCUGUUGCUCUUCUGAUCUUGAUUUUACUGAUUGUGUGCUUCAUAAGGAGGAAUAAGGGUGGCAAGUAUCCAGUGAAGGAAAAGGAGGAUGCACAUGCUGAUCCAGAAAUACAACCGAUGAAGGAAGAUGAUGGAACGUUUGGUGAAUACAGCGAUGCAGAGGACCAUAAACCUCUAAAAAAAGGAAGCCGGACACCUUCAGACAGAACUGUGAAAAAAGAAGACAGUGAUGAUAGUUUAGUUGACUAUGGAGAAGGUGUAAAUGGUCAGUUCAAUGAGGAUGGCUCCUUUAUUGGACAAUAUAGUGGUAAAAAAGAGAAAGAACCUGCAGAAGGAAAUGAAAGCUCUGAGGCUCCUUCUCCUGUAAAUGCCAUGAAUUCAUUUGUGUAACUACAGAACUUGAUCCCCUUGUAUCUCCAGUUUGCUUAAAGCACUUGUACAUCCUCCUUCUCAUUCUAUGAGCACGCAGGUAAUGGAGCUCCUCACCACCAGAUGUUAAUGCUAUGAGAAUAUGCAGGUUAACACCAGUACGCAGCAUAAUGACACAGUAAGUGGUAUGUUACUAUGAAUCAAAAUAGAAAAUUCCAAUUUUGUUCAAAACUUGGGUAUUUUUACUUUUUUUUAAAGGAACUGACACAAACGGUAGCAUCAGCUUGUAAUUUUGUUUCCUGUUGAAAAUACAGUAUAAUGCAUGGAAAAAAAACCCCUACACAACUUGCAGGUAAUCUUGUGUACACUAUAAAGACAUGGUUUGACAAUUUGUUAUGCAGUCCUCAGCUGAAUCCCUGGAUAUGAAUUCCGUUCUCAAUGUCAGAGUGUUAUAGUAGUAUUAUAUAGAACUUCAAUGUCUUUGUGGACAUUGUUGUGAAAUUGGUGACUUAAUGUCUAGCUAUCAUAUGUCUUUUUGCAAGACAGUUAGGAACAGUAUGUACAGUAUAUAAAUGCUAAAUGAUUUAAGUAUGACACUUGCAUUUGCUGAUGCUUAAUGAGACCCUAUUAUCUGCUCUUUGCUCCUAUUACUUUAUAGCCUUUUUAAUCUAUCAAGUAUUACAGCAGUACAGUGUUCUAUUUUUACAUCAAAACAUAUUGAAUUGAUUUUAGGGCAUAAAAGAUAUGUAUUGCAAUGCAUUUUGGAAUUUGUACAGUCACUGAAAGAAAAACUUUAAAAAUUAAGGAAAAUAUUCCAGAAAACACAGGGCAACAUACAGGCAACAUACAUUCAGUGCCUUCAUGCCAAUAUGCAUUCCGUAAUGCGCUGUACUACUAAAUCAGUCGGUGCAGUAAACUGUGAUUAGCAGACUACUGUCAUUGCCAAAUAAAGGAAAAAUGUGAAGAAAAAGAAGUGUUAUGAAACUGUUGUGCUAAAAAUGGAAAGUUUAAAAUCUUUUAAAUUGCAUAAAGAAGAGUAUGAUUUUUUUCCCCUUUAAAAAAAGCUUCAUACGCAGUUACAGCACAACAUGUUUUCAUGGCCUUAGAAUACUUAAAAAUGAAAACAAACAAACAAAAAAAAAAUCCCAAAACGCAACCAGAGUUAAAUUAUUUACUAACAAAGCAAGGUGUAAGCUCUUGUAAAAUAAAUCAUUAAAAACCCAAACCAGCUGACUCCAUCGGUGAGAGCACAUUUCUCCCUGUGUUCCAGCCUGAUCAGUGUGGCAGCUUUGUAAUUAUCUCCAGCCUGAAGCAGUGUGGGGGUUACCACUCAGAACCACAGCAUUCCAUCUGACAAGUGCUAAUACGGUUUAUUGGUAAAGGAUUACCCUUAUUGGUUACAAAAUUAUUUUCUCGGAUACUAAAUCAAAUGUUUACCUCCAAAUAUAAAUUCUUAUAACAACCUAUGGUUGAAGGAAUGCUCAGUUUCAUUUGCCAAUAAAUUGGUUUUUCAUAACUUGCAUCAAGUUUAAUUUUAAGUAAGCUUUUUAUAUGUAGAUAUUUUGUUGAAUUUGUAAAUACACUUAAAGCGUAGUUGCUAUAUGCUUCUAGGUGUUCCAGACAAAUAAACCAAGAAAGCUUAUGUUGUACUGUGUAAGAAGAUCUAUAGCCAAUGGUGUGCAUGAUAUUUUAAAGCAUCUACUUAAUUUUUCCUUUUUUUUUUUUUUUUUUUUUUUUUUGUGCUGUGAAAAUAAAAUAGCGAUCUGCUCAUUUACUGCAGAUUCCAGCUGAACCAUUCAGAGCUUUUGCCAGUGCACUACAUUAGCCCAAAGGACACCUUGCAGCUUCCAUGUAUAUAUUGUAGGUAAAGCACAACUGAAAUAAUCCCAAAUGUAACCCAGCUGUAAUAAGCUUCUUUUGCACCUUUGAGCUUUCCAUUGGUCAGUUUUUUUAAUGGGAACUCAAAUACAAAAUGAAUUAUAUGAACACUGAUUACAAAGCACAAAGAGAACAUUUCUUCACAGGAUUUGCCAAUGGUUUUGGUAAAAAAAGAAAUAUCAUUUUACUCUUAUUUAAUUGUAGAUGCUGAAUUAUCUGUGCAUGUGGGGGUAAACAUACAGGCUCACUUCUGUAAUAGUGCAACGGAUUUUGUAUUAAAAAUAAAUGUGGUUUUAAAAUUUCACUGUUUGUUCUGUUUACACUAGCAGUAAAAAUCACUUUGGAUUAGUCCUGUAAUUAAAAAUUCAAAGCAGAAAAACAGCAUGAAGGAGCUCUGACAGAAGUUGUUCCCAUUACUGCCACCAAAUUUUAUACAGAAAGUUGCAUACCUUCACAUGCUACCAUUUGAAAAAAAUGGUAAAUUUGUCUGACCAUUUCCCAUUGAAAUCUGUGAUUUGCAUUUUACUUCCAUGGAUGUUUUUAUUAUUUAUUUAGCCAUAUUACUGCAAAGAAAAGAACUGAAACAGUCGUGUUCCGUACCUGUAAGAGUAAAUAAGAGAAAGUAAGAAUGUUGAUUUGAA